Molecule: messenger RNA, 7562 nt
Organism: Pelodiscus sinensis (Chinese soft-shelled turtle)
Lineage: Eukaryota; Metazoa; Chordata; Testudines; Trionychidae
Gene: FGD5
Product: FYVE, RhoGEF and PH domain containing 5
Cellular component (GO): cytoplasm
Molecular function (GO): guanyl-nucleotide exchange factor activity; metal ion binding
Source: RefSeq, a predicted model, not a curated record
AGGGCUUCCUCUGCAGGAAAGGAAGGGAAAUGCCUGGGAGGAGGAGGCGGUGGCGAGACCUGGCCAGUGCGCUGCGAUCACAGAGGUACCCUACAAGCUGCCUGCAACCGCGCUCAGCCUUGCCAGGCUAAGCAUGGAGCAGGGCGCAGGCUGCUAGAGGCUUUGAGCGCUUCCCGAGCCCACUCUCUGCCCUCCCUCCCCCAGCCAAAGAGGCUCCGGCCACUACUGACUAGUUCUCCCCUCCCUUCCCCGUCCCGUGGGCUGGCCACACCGGCCCCACGGCCCAACCGGCCCCACGCCCCAACUUCUCCUCCAGCGGCUCGGGGUGAAGGAGGCGCGCGCGAGCCAGGCUGGCGGGACCAUGAUCUGAGGGCGAGCGCGCCGAAAGUUGGGGCCGGCUGUGGAAGAUGAGCCACGCAGACUUCACAAAACCACCACUAGCACCGAAACCAAAGAUUAUCAGUCCUCUUUCUUCAGUGGCUGUCUCCAGAUUUCCUCCUUCAUUGUCAAGACCUGAUAUUCUUCAUAAUCCAAACUCUAUGUCUAGAGGUCCAAAACCUCCCAUUGCUCCCAAGCCAAAACUCUCAGCUGACUCUGAGGGGAGAUCUAGUGUUUAUACCAACAAUAACCUAAAUAAAUUCACAAAUGGAAAACUGAUAUGUCCAGAUGGAGAGCUGAAUGAAGGAAGUCAGUGCAACACUGAGUGCUCGGAAGCUGAAGCUGGUGAUGAAUACAUCGUAGUUCCUGAGGUCCAGCUGACUGAUAAAGACUGUGAUGACUUUGAACAUGUGCAUGACCAGUGUUUAGAGUCCUCUGUAGAGAAUGAGGUCUUAGAAGCAGCAGGGGAGGAAGAGGAUCAUAGCAUUGCUAAUGAUGAGGAAAUGUGUAAUCCAGAAAUAACUGAAGCCCAGGACAAUGACUCUUCAGAUACUAUUGAACCUGUGGAACUGGACUCAGAUGGAUCAACAGAAAUGAGAGACUAUGACAGAUCUGAAGCAUUUAAUCAAGUGUCUUCAGAAGCACCUGAAGUAGAAGAUAUUGCUUCUAAGAAUAUAGAUGAAGAAGUGGACUGUGUAGAUGACCCUGAAAACUAUUUCAAAGGUGAGGCUAAAGAAACGUUUAAUAACCUCGAUCUGGUAAAGGACAAUAAUGAAUAUAACUUGGAAAACUGUAAGAUUCUGAAUGGAGAUGAGGACUUGAAGGGCAAUAUCUGUGAAGACAUUAUUCUAACACAUUUAUCUGUAGAUGAGCCAACAGCAGAAGAGAAUGAAGAACUGUCCCAAAAUUUAGAAAAUGAGAUAGCAAAUGAUGACAUGGAAGUGAAUCCAGCAAAUAGUAGUGAUCUGGAUGAUAAUGCAGAGUCUGUAUUGAGUACAGAAAUAGAAAUAAUACAUUAUAGUUGUGCAAAUUCUGAUGAUGUUGAUGGAGGAGAAACAGACAUUGGGUUAGGACUGAAAGAAAAUGAUGCAGAGGAGGAUUUGGGAGGCUCCAUCAAUGAAACUGCAGCUGAAGAAGAGGAAGUAAGUCCAGAUAGUGACAAAGAAACAAAUGUAGAAAAGGAAGAAUAUCUAGAUGAUGGUUACCAAACCAUUGAAAUGAAAAGUGAGGAGGAAACAUCAGAAACAACAUGUGAGGCUAGAGAAGACUCUGGAAAAGAGGAAGAAGUGAAGGCAGAGAAUAUAGAUGAUAGCUGUCAAAUUGUUCCUUUUGAGAGUGAAUGCAAUGAUGAUGUAAUUGAUUCACCCCAAGAAAAUUUAGGUGAGAAUUUGCAAUUUGAAAGGACUUAUUUGAAUAAUGAUAGCCAGCUCUCUAGCCCUCACACUGUUAGUGAGCCAGAGCUGGAAGUGGAAUGUAAAUCAAAUGUACUUGUUGAAGAUUGUGGUGACUAUGAAUGUUUUGUGGGAAAACCUGAAUCAGAUGAGCAAAUGCUUGAAGGCAAUACAGCCAGUAGUAGCUUUGAAGAAAGCUCCCCAAAUCCAUGUGAACAAGCAUCAGUUGAGGAUAAAUACCAAACAGAAGAAGAAUUAGUUGGAUAUGAUCAAAGCAAACGUAAAGCAGACUGUGAUUGUAAACAUGAGUGUAGCGAGUAUCUAGCAGUCCCUGAAGUGGUAAUUGUACCUGAGGAAAGAGAAACAACCAGUGAUUCUCUAGACGAUCCUUAUGUGUUGCCUGCAGAGAAUGCAACCCCACAUGUUAGAGAAGUGAGGCAGACUGAAUUAGAAGAUAUUCCAUGUGAUCACAGCAUAAGAGAAGAACUCACUGUAGACACUGAAAACAGCUUGCUAUCCAUUGAUCGAAAAAAUAUGGUCACUAGAACAAGGUCACUCUCUGGGAAAGUGCCUGGCUACGUGCCAGAAACUGUUCCAGAGGAAACUGGACCAGAAACGGAUGUACAGUCCUCAAAUAAUGACUCUAUGACUGAAUAUUUAACCAAUAACUUACUACCAUUGGAAGGAAAACCAAUGGAAGCCAAUAGGGCCUUACCAGCCAAGUCAAGACGUUUUAUUUUAUACCCACGGUCUUUUUCGGUAGAAGGGAGAGAUAUGCCAGUCUCUGUUCACAGAGAAACUGAUAGACCUACCCUGGAUGAAAAUAGAAUAAAGAGGACAGAUGACAACCUCUCUUUGCCCUGUGUAAUUGGUUCUUCAGGAAGCUUUUCACAGAGAAAUCACCUUUCGUCAAGUGGUUUGUCCACUCCAUCCUCAGUUGUUGAUAUACCACCUCCUUUUGAACUAGCCUGUAUAACCAAAAAGCCAAUCACUAAAAGUUCCCCCUCGCUUUUAAUAGAAAGCGAAUCGCCUGAUAAGUACACCAAGAAGAAGAAAUCAUCUUUUAAGAAGUUCCUCACUCUAAAAUUCAAGAAAAAGACAGAAAAUAAGGUCCAUGUGGAUGUUAAUGUUUCCUCUUCAAGGUCCUCUUCAGAGUCAAGCUAUCAUGGGCCUGCUAGGAUUAUGGAACUGGACAGAAGGAGUUUGAAUAGCUCACCUCAGCUAAAGUCCCAUGCUGGGAAGCUGCGAGCUUCUGAGUCUCCUUCCACUGUUCUUUUCUACAAGGAUGGUAAAAGAAAAGGGACACCCAAAACAUUUAGCAGAAGUGUGUCAAGGGUGGAGUCCUUUGAGGAUCGAUCCAGACCUCCUUUCAUGCCACUCCCUUUAACCAAACCUAGAUCUAUUUCAUUCCCUAAUGCUGACACUUCUGACUAUGAAAACAUUCCAGCUGUUAGUUCUGAUUAUGAAAAUAUACAAAUUCCUCCUCGAAGACCAACCAGGGCAGGAACUUUUACAGAAUUUUUUGAAGAUCCCAGUAGGGCAUUAUCUGCUGCUAAUGAGAAUGAUGGCUAUGUGGAUAUGAGCAGCUUCACAGCCUUUGAGAACAAGCAGCAAACCACAGACCAGGAAACAGAAAGUGCCUAUACCGAGCCUUAUAAGGUGUGCCCCAUCUCUGUGGUACCCUUGGAGGACAUCACAUCGGACGAGGAACAGAAGAGUUCUGAAGAUGAAGAAAGUAGCCAAGGGGAUCCCAGCCUCAUCCAUAAGAAAGAAGGAAAGUCCAGAGCUUACUUGAUUGCCCAGGAGUUGAUGUCUUCAGAGAAAGUAUAUGUGGAGAUGCUCCGGCUGUUAGAUGAAGAUUUCCAUGAAGCGAUCUUGAAAGUACUGGGGGAUGACGAUGCAAGUGAGAGGGAGGAGGUGAAGCUCAAGCAGGGCUUGAAUGAGAUCCCUGAAAUCCACAAACUACACCAGGAGAUAUUGGCAGAGCUGGAAGAAAGAGUCCUCAACUGGGAGGAACACCAGAAAGUGGCCGAUGUUUUUCUCUCAAGAGAAUCAAGAUUCAAUCACCACACAGCAUAUAUUAUGCAAUUUGAUAGGAAUUUGGCUUUGCUGGAUGAAACCCGCCUUAAAUCUUCUCAGCUGGCUACUGUCAUCCAGGAGUUUGAGCAGAAUCCUGGCGGCAGCCCCGUGAGUGUGAAGCACCAAUUUCUGAAAGUGGUACAGCGCAUAUUCCAGUACCGUGUGCUACUCACAGAUUAUUUGAAUAACCUUUGUCCUGACUCCGCAGAGUAUGAAGACACACAAGCUGCCUUACUCAUUGUCUCUGAAAUCACGGACCGAGCCAACGACAGCAUGCAGCAAGGGGAAAGCUUACAAAAGCUGGUAAAUAUUGAACACAGUGUCAGGGGGCAAAGCAACCUCCUCCAGCCAGGAAGGGAGUUUCUAAAAGAAGGAACACUGAUGAAAGUAUCCGGGAAAAACAGACAUCCUCGGCAUUUGUUCUUGAUGAAUGAUGUUCUGCUGUACACAUAUCCCCAGAAGGAUGGCAAAUACCGACUGAAGAACACCUUGGCUGUGUCUGGCAUGAGGGUCAGCCGCCCAGUGACAGAAAAAGCCCAAAACGUCUUGAAGAUUGAAUGCGCCGAACACUGCCUCACUCUGUCAGCAAGUUCAUGCUUUGAAAGGGAUGAGUGGUAUAGUUGCAUCAGCAGAACCAUUCCAGAUGACUACAAAGUUCACAAUGCAGCUGCCUUUCAUAACAGCGUUGAGCUAAGGGAAAGGCUGGGAAUAUCCUUGGGUGAGAGGCCUCCAACCUUGGUACCUGUGUCCCACGUCAUGAUGUGCAUGAACUGCGGCUGUGAUUUUACCCUCACUCUGAGACGCCAUCAUUGCCAUGCAUGUGGAAAGAUUAUAUGUCGAAAUUGUUCAAGAAACAAGCAUCCCCUGACAUACCUCAAAGACCGACUAGCAAAAGUCUGUGACAGCUGCUACUCAGAACUGAGAAAAAGGGAACGGCCAGUAAGUGUGAGCUUCCUUCCAACUUCAUCCAGGUUUUCAGGCAGUGCCUUCUCCUCAGUUUUCCACAAUAUUCACUAUUCAUCCUUCAAGAAACAAAAGAAGAUCCCUUCUGCUCUUAUGGAGGUAGGAUCAACGCUGCCUGAGAAAAGGUGGCAGCUUCGGGAGAAGGAUCUUCUAUCAGUGGCUAUCUCAGCAGGUGUAAAAGAGGCAAAAGGCACUGGAAGAAGCUCUGGUUUGUUAUCAAAGGCAAAGUCCUCUACACCUACACAGCAAGUGAGGAUAAAGUCGCCACAGAGAGUCUGCCUUUGCUGGGUUUCACAGUUACCCCAGAAAAGGAGGAAGGAAGUAUGGAUGCAGUUUUCCAUCUUUACCACAAGCAAACCUUGUUUUAUAGCUUCCGUGCGGAGGAUAACAAUUCAGCACAGAGGUGGAUUAAAGCCAUGGAAGAAGCAACCAUAUUAUAGCAGUAAUCAAUCAAAAGGACUUGGAAAAAUCUCUCAGAUUUCUUUACAUUCCCAUUCUGUUUCAAGCUAAAGAGUAGUGUAUUUCAAACCACUUGGUUAUACACACUGGAUAGGAACUGUUUCCAGAUUGCUGUCUUUUUGCUUCCUUCCUUUUAAGUCCAAAUUUGGGCCUCUGUCUGUGCAAAUUCAACCUGCACUAUAAACCACUCCCUUAAUCCCAGAGAAUUGCAUUUUAACAUCAAGACAAGAAAAGAAUUUGAAAUCAAUUUUUUCUGAACUCGCAUGGAAGUACUGGCUAGCAGUAAGUAACGGGUUCAGUUUUACUUAUCCUAGGGAAUGAUCAAUUUUCAUUUUGUUGGUUUUAGUAUCUACCGUUAACUAAGAAACAAUGCAGUAAACCACAGAUUCUCAUUUAAAGCACUUUAUUGUUUUAUUGUACUACAGCUUCAUUUUUUUCAUGUUUUCCAAGGAGUUCUGUGGACUGAUUUACCAUCAGUCUAUUAACAAGUGCCAGUGUGAAGUUAUGUGCAGCAUAUGUUAAGUUGCUUCCACAAUGAAUGAAUACCUGCAAUGCACUACAUAUGAUCUGCCAGUACGCCAAUGGCUAGGAUCCAGGGUGAUUACUUACCAAUUUAUAAUUUUACAUAAGUCACUGUGUAAUUUAUUUAAUACAUUUCAGAUUUUACAAUUACAGUACUUUAAAAUGCACUCUCCAAGCCCACAUGUCGAAAACUGUUUUCCCCUACAGACUGUAUUAAUUUGAAAUCCAAAGAAUAUUUUAAUUUAUUGUAAACCCUAAGACAGUUUUCACUUGACACUGAUCUACUUAUGAGUGUUAGAUUAUUAAAUAUCUGAUCGAACAUUUUUAUUUUAAGACGCCAUGUUGUUACUGCUUUUGAUAAAUAAUAUCAAAAAUCAAAUUCCUGUUACCAGCAUAGAGUAAUAGAUAUGCUGGCUGACUUAAAAACAGUUAUCCUAACAUGCUCGGUCAAAGUGCUUUGGAAAUCGUGUGGCUAAACGCUGUUGUGCAGACCCUUUUCUGCUGUACAUCAGCAUAGCUUCACUCAAGUCAAUGAAGCCAUCCUGAUUUACACCACUUGAGGAUUUAGCCCUGCAGACUGUGUUGUGUUUUGGGGGUUGUUUUUUUAAAGAAUGGAGGGGGGAAAAAACCACAAUGUUAUAAACACUGCAAUAAAAUAAUUUAAUUUCAUACACUUCUCCUAAUACUAGAAUGAGAAAUACAACAAUUAUGGUAAAAGUAUAUCUUUGCAUAAAAUAUCAGUGUCAAGGAUUUACUUACAUUAAAAUAUGUUUUGGGGAAAAUGUAGUUACUAGCAUUUUUAUAUAUUUCUCUUUGGUAAUUUACAUCAAAGCAUGAAUUUCUGGUUCAAAUGGUGACUGGUUAGAAUUGUCCAUAUUUUUUAAAAGUUUACAAAAAUGUAUUCAGGUGAAACUAAAGUCAGGUCUAUUCAUCAUUUGGAAAAUAAUAAUUACACAUUUAAAAAAAUCAAAUAUGGAUCAAACAGUGAAACAUGGUUAUCUAGUUUUGUUAAUACAUCUCAAUUUCUGAUACUCUGUUGCAUAAAGCACCACCAUAUGCAAAGACGAAUUAAUUAUAAAAAGAAUAAAGUUUUUGUAUUAUCUUAAAAGUGGAUAAACUAAUAACUCUGUACAUUUUGUAUUACAAUUAUAGCCUUGCUUCCAUUGGACUGUAAAUGUUUUGUUUUAUUUUAUUACUUUUUCUCUUUAAAAAUCAUUUGUUGGAUUUGCACUGACAAAAACAAAGAAUGUUAAAUCACUAACCAAGGGUUCAAAGGAAACUGAGUUAGAAACAACAGUAUUAUGAACAUUUAGGUGCUGACAUUUAGGCCAAAAUCCUCAAAGGUAUUUGAGUGCCUAACUCACCCACAGAAAUCAGCUGUUUUCACUGAAAUCAAUAGGAGUUAGGUCCCUAAAUACUUUAAUCUGGGCCUUAGUGACUUGUAUGAAGUUUUCAAUAACGGACAGGAAACGAAUACAUGAAAAUAUUUUGUUGUAAAAAAUACAAUGCUAUUAAACUUCUUGUUUUAAGUAAUGUGGAAAAAUAAAAAGCAACAUAUAAUUCCACUUUCAUUGGUUUUUCCUUUAUUAAUGAGCAUAUUAUUUUCUUCCUAUUUUCACUUUAGCAUAACACACGCUCCUUUGGAAUUAACUAGCACUUAUUUUGAGACUGUUGUGUCCAAAUCUCUAAGAAUGGGAAUCUCCAAUACCAUGUACAGUAAAACUCCAACUGUCUGGCAUCCAGUGGUCCGGCACUCGUGAUAGUCCAGCA